Messenger RNA from Meloidogyne enterolobii, 741 nucleotides. The record is from the annotation of a GenBank genome assembly. NCBI's taxonomy places the organism in Eukaryota, Metazoa, Nematoda, Chromadorea, Rhabditida, Meloidogynidae.
AUGGAAAAUAUAGAAGAUAGUAAAGACGAUAAAAUUAAUGAAAUAAUAUUAAAAGAGAAAGUCAAAAAAUCUCCAUUUGAAGUAUUUUUAAUUAAAUUAAAAGGGAAAAUAAUAGAAUGUCAAAAUUUGGAUAAUAUUGAAAUAAAAUUAGGAGAAAUUGAAAAAAAUUUAAAUUUGGCAGAAAAUUUAAUUAUACUUGAAAAUAAUGAGGAAAUAAGAUGGUUUAACGGAAGAAAAUUAAUUUGGGAAGAUGAAAAGGAAAAAAUAUUGGAAAUUAAUGAAAUUGAUUGUGAAUUAUUAGAAAAAAAGUUGAAUGAAUUUUUGGAAAAAAAUAUUCUGGAGGAAAUGAACAAAAAAUUGCUUCAAAAAGAGAUUAAAGAAAGAGAGGAAAAGCAUCUUAAAUGGGAUGCCCAUAAAAAGGCUUUAAAUGAUUUUGGUUCAUUUAUUUACAAUUGGAUACCAAAUUCUCAUCAAAAUAAUGAACAAACAAAAAAUAUUGCAACAUUUGUAAUGUCCGGUUCACAUCGUCUUCGAACUGCUACAGCUAAUUCUGACAUUGAUGGAAUUAUAUUAGUUCCAUUUAAAUUUUAUUGGGAGUCACAAUUUGUUUUAGACUUUUUUGGGGAUUUUGAUUGUAUUGAGAAAAAAUGUGUUAACAAUUUAAAAGAAAAUGUGGUAUUAGUACAGGGAAUGGAAAAUGGAGAUAAUUCUUUAUUUUGUAAAUUAUGCGAGGUAAAUUAA